AAUUUAUGUGUAAUCUUUAUUGGGCCAUUUAAUAGCAGCCUCUGUUGUGCAGGGAAUUUCCUCACAUAUCAAGAUCACAAUCCAUCAACAAUAUGGUCGGUGGAUAUCAACAAUAUUGAGAGGGAGAGAGAGAGAGAGAGAGAGAGCUGGGAUAUAUGGCAGGAAGGCAUUAUAGACUUAUGGUUCUCAUUGAGUUUCAUAAGCAGCCAAAGUUCGGCGUUUCCUAAGAGCAGAAAGUUGAAAUUCAGCUUUUGUAGAAGGCUCUCUCUCUCUCUCUCCCCCAUCAACUCCUCUAGAGAAGCCUCUAUUGGUUCGGGUGGCAUCCACGAUACAAAGAGGCUUUCUUCCCCAGCUUUCCUACUUGGCUGCAACUUCCAACUUUCACUCACAUCUUUCCACCCAAUGAAUUUUUCACUCGAAUCUUGUCCUUUGAAACCCCUGAAUGUAUGUGUCUCACACCCCCACAUUUACUGAUAAUGAAGCUUCCACCAUUGCCACCAACACCACUUCCAUUUCCUUUAAAACUGUCUCUCUGUCUCUGUGUCUGUCUCUGGGGAGCUCGUAUAUCUGCAUCUGCAUUACAGAGAACCUCAUGUCUGCCACUCCGAUACCCGUCUCAUCUAUCUUCCAAUCCAACACCUAUCCCAUUUGUAUUUCAUACCUUUUCUGUUCAAACAAAACCAAGAGUUCUCUUUUUCACCUUUUUCCCUUUCCAUCUAUCUCUAUCCUUAAUGAUGCACUAGUUGCAUAAUCCUUUUUAACACGUCAAAGCAUAUGAUAAAGGGCGCCAUUUGUAUCAAGAGAAAGCUAGAAAAGGUGAAGAGCCUUCACCUGCAUCAUCAACCACCGGCUCUGCUAUUUAUAAGCUCUUUUCCGACUGGCUCAACUCCAUGAAAGUUUUAACAGACUCUACUGUGGUCUUUCAAGCAAUUCAGACCCACAUAAUGUCGUUUUCCUAUGCAAGAAACUGCCUGCAGCGCUUCUGCGUGGACGAGUUCCAUAGGAAUACAAGUAGCCCUGGUGGCUUCUUCUCUAGUGAUCUCCUCCUGCCAUCCCUCGGGGCUAGAAUCAACCAAGCAACCAAACUUAGAAGAUACAUAAUCUCCCCAUUCAGUCCUCGUUAUAGGGCCUGGGAAAUGUUCUUGGUUGUUCUGGUCAUUUACUCAGCCUGGAUCUGCCCCUUUGAGUUUGCAUUUCUGACCUACAAGCAAGACGUGCUUUUCAUAUUUGACAACAUUGUCAAUGGCUUCUUUGCCAUUGACAUCAUUCUUACCUUCUUUGUGGCAUAUCUUGAUAGCCAAUCUUAUCUUCUCAUUGAUGAUCCGAAGAGAAUUGCAGUCAGGUACAUAUCAACCUGGUUUAUUUUUGACAUCUGCUCAACAGCGCCAUUUCAGCCUCUCGGCGUUCUGUUCAAAGAGCACAAUGAUGGGCUUGGCUUUAAAAUACUCAAUAUGCUCAGACUUUGGCGUCUCAGGAGAGUCAGCUCCCUAUUUGCAAGACUGGAGAAGGACAUUCGCUUCAACUAUUUCUGGACACGGUGCACAAAACUCAUCUCUGUUACGUUGUUUGCAGUACACUGUGCUGGAUGCUUUAACUACUGGAUUGCAGAUAGAUAUCCAGAUCCAAAGAAGACAUGGAUUGGUGCAGUCAACCCAAAUUUCAAAGAGGAAAGCCUUUGGGACAGAUAUGUAACUGCAAUUUACUGGUCUAUCACAACACUAACCACUACUGGUUACGGGGAUUUGCAUGCUGAGAAUCCAAGGGAGAUGCUGUUUGAUAUCUUUUACAUGCUAUUCAACUUGGGGUUAACAUCUUACCUCAUUGGCAACAUGACGAAUCUCGUAGUUCACUGGACCAGCCGCACAAGAAACUUCAGAGAUGCCAUCAGAGCUGCUUCAGAAUUUGCAACACGAAACCAGUUGCCUGCUCGCAUACAGGACCAGAUUUUGUCUCACAUAUGCCUCAAGUUCAAAACAGAAGGAUUGAAACAGCAUGAGAACUUGAAGGGUCUGCCAAAAGCCAUUCGUUCAAGUAUUUCUCAUUUCCUGUUCUUCCCCAUCAUUCAAAAAGUCUCUCUUUUCCAUGGCGUCUCUCAUGAUUUCCUUUUCCAAUUGGCUCCUGAAAUGGAAGCAGAGUAUUACCCACCAAAGGAAGACGUUAUUCUACAGAAUGAAGCUCCAACAGAUCUUUACAUACUGGUCUCAGGAGCAGUGGAUUUGAUUGCACACAUUGAUGAGCAUGAUCAAGUUAUUGGAAAGGUCAUGGCAGGGGAUAUGUUUGGAGAAAUAGGGGUUCUCUGUUAUAGGACACAGCCAUUUACAGUUCGAACAACUGAGAUUUCUCAAAUACUACGGCUAAACAAGACAGCCUUGAUGAACAUUAUUCAAGCAAAUGCAGAAGAUGGUGAAAUUAUUAUGAACAAUCUUUUCAAGAAACUGAAAGGGAAUCAAGGAUUUGGCUUUGUGAAUCAACAUACAACUCCAGAUUUGAACCAGGGUCAGUGGCUUGACAGAGGAGCAGAAAGAGAAAGCUAUCCUCACACAGUAGGUCAACAGCCUCCUAAUGGAGAUCCACUGAUACAAGAUAUGAAGGCUAUGGGCUUCCUUACUUCAGGUGACACAAGGAAGAAUGAAACAGGAGAAAUGCACAAUUUUACUGGACAAGAUGUAAAAAAUUCAUCAGUUGAUGGUGGCCAAACAGCUCUUCAUGUUGCUGUUCGUAAGGGGCAUCUUGAUAUGGUAAGAAUGCUACUGGAAGGGGGAGCAAAUGUAAACAAACCAGAUUCCAGAGGGUGGACCCCAAAAGCUCUAGCUGAACAGCAAGGAAACAAAAACAUAUAUGACCCUUUACGUAGUUAUGAAAAUAGAUGGACGUUAGAUGAACAUAAAAUAGAACUUUUCAGGCCAGAAACAGGUUGCUACACCAGGAAUGGUCAGUUCAAACCAACAAGAAUCUGCAGCCCCAGUUGUUCUAACUCUCAGUCAGGGAAAGAACCAACAACCUUCAACUCGGGCUAUUCUUGUAGACCAACCACCAGAGAUGUUGACAAAUUGACUAAGAGAGUCACCAUUCACAUGAAGUUCCACAAGAAGAAUAAAUCACAAAAGCAGCUAGUGAAGCUAAUUAUCCUACCUGAUUCCCUAGAAGAGCUAUUCAAGAUUGCUGGUGAAAAACUUGGAGGCUACAAUCUUACAAAAGUCGUAAAUGCAGACAAUGCAGAAAUAGAUGACUUAAGUGUUGUCCGAGAUGGGGACCAUCUGUUUCUUCUUUAAAAUGAAUGUGAAAGUGCAGAAUGCACUGGAAAUAAUGAAUAUUAGAAAGCAAUAUUGUACA
Molecule: messenger RNA, 3333 nt
Organism: Diospyros lotus (date-plum)
Lineage: Eukaryota; Viridiplantae; Streptophyta; Magnoliopsida; Ericales; Ebenaceae
Product: potassium channel KAT1-like
Exons: 11
Coding region: 891-3272 (793 amino acids)
Biological process (GO): transmembrane transport; potassium ion transport
Cellular component (GO): membrane
Molecular function (GO): protein binding; voltage-gated potassium channel activity
Source: RefSeq, a predicted model, not a curated record